Molecule: messenger RNA, 444 nt
Organism: Penaeus vannamei (Pacific white shrimp)
Lineage: Eukaryota; Metazoa; Arthropoda; Malacostraca; Decapoda; Penaeidae
Source: RefSeq, a predicted model, not a curated record
AUGUGUGCUGUAAGAUUACGAAACCUUCAUGACAGAAGGACAGUGAAAGGAUUUAGUUCCCUUGGGGCCUGUUACUUUUUUUACCACUACGGACCACCUCAGACCGGCUUCUAUGGCUUUCCCAGUCCAGUCAUUCCCAUCCUGAAGGACGAGCGAGAGGGACCUGAUGCGUCUGGAGUGUACAGCUUCGAGUUCGAGACCGGCAAUGGCAUCAAGCGAGAGGAACAAGGUGCCCCUCGAGGACCAUCUGGCGCAGUGGCCAUGCAAGGAGGAUGCUUCACCUUCCCCGAUGGCUCUCCCGCCGACGUGACCUUCGUCGCCGACGACGCUGGUUUCCGCGUGGAGUCCGACCUGCUGCCCACGCCCCACCCCCUCCCGCCCACGCCAUCGCCCAAUUCGAGAAGGCUUUACUCCGCCCCUCGGACUAGCUAUGGAUACCCUUAA